AUCAGUCAAUAUGUCAAUAUUUUGCAUAAUUUCUCUAAUGGUACUUUUUCAAUUGGUCAUUCCUUUUAUAACGAAUUAUGAUCAUGAACAUCUUAAUGUAAUUUCAACAAUCGAAUAUAUUACACGAACUUUUACACACCAACGACAAAGAACUUUAACUUUUUCGGCAAAUGCCGAAAAUAAAACUGCCCUAUCGAUUUUCGGUGAUAUGGUUGAUAGGGUUUUGAAACGCAUCGAUUUCGCAAAAGUACAAAUCGAUCAGAACAAUUGUGAAAUGAUUGGACUCAGAGAAUUCAAUAUUCUGCUUGUGGAUAGUUUUAAAGCAUUUGAACAUAUCGAUCCAGCGAACAAAACUAAGAGCUACGACUUCAAUGAGUAUUACCUUAUUUUUCUGAAGGCCGAAAACUCAAAACAGGAACUACUUAAAAUUUUAGACUACUGUUGGAAACACUACAUCAUCAAUGUCAUCGUAAUUGUCGAACAAUCAUCCGAGGUCCUCAACUUUUAUACCUACUUUCCAUUUUCUAAACUGAAGUGCAGAAAUACUGAACCUGUUUUAAUUAAUCAAUUCAAAAAUGGUGUCCCAACAAAUGUUUAUGGAACAAAUCAUAUUUUUCCAAAUAAGUUAGAAAAUCUUCAGGGCUGCUUAUUGAUAGCUGCCUUAUGGAAUGUUCCGCCAUAUUUGAGAAUCGUACCUAAUCGAACCGGAUUAGAUCAGUUUGUUGGAAUUGAGGGUAAUAUGUUAAAAGCUAUUGCCAAAACGCUGAACUUUUCCUUAGGCUACAUAACUCCGCCUAAUGAUGAGGAGCGUGGAAUAAUAUUUCCAAAUGGUACCACAAGUGGGGCUACAAAAUUGAUCGAAGAAAGGAAGGCUGAUUUGAGUUUUGGCUGUUUCAGAUACUCAAUGGCAAGAGCCAAAGUAAUGUCUGCUGCUUCUCCUUAUUAUCAAACUUGGGUGGUUUCCGUAGUCCUCAAAAGCCCUUUCAAAUAUACACCGAUAGAAAUACUAGUAUUCCCUUUUACCUCAUCAACUUGGAUAAGCUUGUUAGCUUUUUUUGGAGUUAUAAUAUCCUUCAGGCUCUUAGCUAUCUAUUACCACAAAGUUCUUGGGCCAUUGCUUGUGAAAAUCACAGUAAGUCAGCUAGUUUCCAACUUUCUCGGAGGGCCAAUGGCUAACUUACCCAAAGGAAAUUUUAUUCGAUGCAUGUUGAUGUUAUGGGUAAUUUUUGCCUUUAUUAUUCGAUCUGCCUAUCAAAGCUUACUAUUCACACUUCUUCAACAUAGUUUGUACAAAAAGCCACCGAAAACCCUCAAAGAACUUGUUGAUCUUGAUUAUACCUUUGUUUUAAACAAAUCCACAUUUUAUUUCGUUAAAGAUAUGCUAGAAAUUGAACAAGCCCAAUAUAUUUUCCCCGAAAGCCCAUUAACAUUUAUCGAACAUAAUUCUGGGAAAUUUGCUGCAAUAAUGCCACAAGAUUUUGUAAGAUAUUUUGUAAUGACAUAUUCGAAAAGGGAAACAUUUCAUAUUUUGAGUGAUAAGGUUGUUGCUCUUUACAAUACAAUGUAUUUUUCAAAACACUCCUAUUUGAUUGACCGAUUUCGUGGAAUUCUAAAAUAUGUGGGGAGUUCGGGUCUAAUUAAUGUGUGGUAUUCACAAAAUAUGCAUACAUCUUAUUUCGAUGCAGUAAAGUACGAUAAGGAAGCCUUGAAAUUGAAUAACCUAAAAGGGGCUUUUGAUGUUUAUUUGGUGUUGUUGUUAGUGGCUUUUGUGGUAUUUUUGGUAGAGUUACUUUCAAAAAGAGUUAUGUGGUUGAAAAAAUUGUUUAAAUAA
Molecule: messenger RNA, 1831 nt
Organism: Eupeodes corollae
Lineage: Eukaryota; Metazoa; Arthropoda; Insecta; Diptera; Syrphidae
Exons: 3
Coding region: 11-1831 (606 amino acids)
Source: RefSeq, a predicted model, not a curated record